AAAUAAAAAGUUUGGAAUAUAAGAAGAAGAUAAAAAAGUGAGUUUCGACGACAGAGAUCGAAUAUGGUGCUCGAAUUUAAGAUAUUUCUUUGCAGCGCCGUAAAAAAAGUAUCAUAUUUAUGGGUCUAAAGUCAUUGUUAUCGCAUUUAAAAUUUUUGAGAACUCCAACAUUCGUGUACGUGUCACAUUCACUUGUUAAAAAAAAACUAAACGUAAAUAUUUUUGAGAAAUGGAAAGAAGAAGAUCAAUAUCCACGAAAAAGUCUUUUAUAUCUCGCUAUGUGCUCAAUUUGCAGUUUUUAUUGAUGGCCUUUUUGUGUGUCCUUAUAAUUAUUGGAGUAGUGUAUUUCACCUCCGGCAAGGAGGCACAAAGUGAAAAUUCAAAUAAUAAAACUCAAAAUAAGCCUGUCUACGUAAAUACCAGCCCGUUAAAACCAUCCAAAUGGGACGAUAAUGAAGAAAUCAACAUUUUUCGAGAAUAUUUACGAAUCCCAAGCGUGCAUCCAAACGUUGACUACGAACCAUGUGUGGAAUUCUUAAAACAACAAGCGGCCAGUUUAAAUCUUCCGAUCGCCAUUUAUUAUCCGGUUGAUGACCAAAAUCCAGUAGUUGUGAUUACAUGGAAAGGCUCACAGCCAGAAUUGCCAGCAAUCAUGUUGAAUUCACACAUGGAUGUGGUUCCUGUUUACGUAGAAUACUGGACGCAUCCACCAUUUGGUGCUGAUAUCGAUGAUAAUGAUGACAUUUUCGCUCGUGGCACUCAAGACAUGAAAUCCGUUGGAAUGCAAUACUUGGCUGCAAUUCGAUCAUUGCAACGGGAUGGUGUAGAUCGCCUAAAACGAACAGUACACAUCGUGUACGUCCCCGAUGAGGAAGUCGGUGGUAAACGUGGAAUGGUCGAAUUUGUCAAGUCAGUUGCAUUCAAAUCACUAAACGUGACCUUUGUAUUGGACGAAGGCAGUGUUGCAAUCAACGACGAAGGAGUUAUGCCAGUCUAUCAUGCAGAACGAACCAUUUGGCAAUUAGAAUUUAUAUUCCAUGGACAAUCUGGACAUGGAUCCAAAUUACUUAAUUAUACCCCCGGUGAAAAGUUUAACCUUGUCUUGCGAAAGUUUAUGGAAUUCCGUGCGGAGGAAAGUAGAAAAUUGAAUGAAUUGAACUAUCCUUAUGGAAAUGUAACAACGAUCAAUUUGACAAAAGUAAAAGGUGGCGUCGAAAAUAAUGUCAUACCAGCUGAAAUGAGCGCGACCUUUGAUAUUCGCAUUGCCGUCGACACUGAUCUGGAUGAAUUUAAUAGAAUGAUCAAUGGUUGGUGUACAGAAGCGGGGGGUGAUAUAACAAUUAAGGCUCUAAAUAAAGGUGAAAAAGAAAAAGUUACUCCAGUUGAUGAUUCAAAUCCAUUUUGGUCGGCUUUCAAAAGUUCCACGGAAGAAUCUGGCAUAAAAAUUCAACCAAUGGUAUUGUGGGCUUCGUCAGACAUGAGAUACAUUCGACGAUAUAAUAUACCCGCUUUUGGAUUUUCACCACUGAUGAAUACAGUGGCGAAACUACACGAUCACAAUGAGUACAUCAAUGUGAUGACUUACUUGAAUGGAAUCAAUGUUUAUAAGAAAAUUAUUCCAAGUUUGGCAAAUGUUUAACGCAACCAACAAUACACUUUAAAUUUAACAUAAACGAGACACAUAUUUUAUCUAACACUUUUAAAAUGUAUACUGAUCCGUCGAAUGAAAAUGCUUCCUGGUAUUGAUUUCUCAAGAUA
Molecule: messenger RNA, 1758 nt
Organism: Contarinia nasturtii (swede midge)
Lineage: Eukaryota; Metazoa; Arthropoda; Insecta; Diptera; Cecidomyiidae
Product: aminoacylase-1A-like
Exons: 6
Coding region: 230-1639 (469 amino acids)
Biological process (GO): amino acid metabolic process
Cellular component (GO): cytoplasm
Molecular function (GO): aminoacylase activity
Source: RefSeq, a predicted model, not a curated record